AUGUCGAACCCUGCGAUUGCCGCGUACGAAGCCGCAUACGAUACGUCUGCUUCAAGAGCCGAGCGCCCGGUCUCGUGGCCGCUCAGCAACGCGCAGGCAGCGCAGAUCGCUGCGCUCUACCCCAACAAGCUCAUCUCUGCGGCCAACAUCCUCCUCAAUGAGCGAUACGCCGACAACUAUAACCGCAUGCUUGACAAAGUCAGCGACGCCUGUCUUCCGCACGUGGGGCCAUCGCAUGACACGUCCAUGGAUCUCUCGCACAUGGUUGUGGACGACGUCGGCGACGCCGACCUCUUCCGCUUGCAGCCUUCAAACGAUGACGUAGUCAACGCGACUACGUUUGGUGUGCUCAUCAUGCUGCUUCCAUCUGUGCACACGGGCGGCGUCAUCACGUUCACGCACGGCAACCAGUCGGAAACGUUUGAUGACGACACGUCGCUUCUCGAGACAUCGUUCGCCGCUGCCUUUCUCUCAGCGACGAUCACGCCGGCACCCAUCACGUCCGGGCGCCGCGUCGCACUUGUCUACGGCUUGUACUACGGCAACGUGAAAACGCCAAUGCGCAUGGAGCCGAAUGUGCAGGACGCGGCGAUCGCAGCCUUUCAAGCCGCAGGGCAAUCGACGACUCAAGAGGUCCAGCGACUCGGACUGGAGCUGGAAAAGUCGCGGCUCAAUUUUGCAGCGCUCACAGUCUGGGAGAUGGCGUUUGUGAAGGUGCUUCUCGCUGCCGGCAACGGUGACGUCGGGCUUGCGACGAUCGACACACGCAAGCGCGUCACGAGGUUGCUGCCGCACCCCAAAUGCAGCAUCCCGGACGCUGUCGUGCGCGAUUUGAUUGGAAGGUCGAUCCAAGGCUUUCUGCACAGGCCGCUCCCGAACUCCAACGCAGCUUCGCACUUGUCUCUCGUCUUUUGGCCCAAGCGCCACCGAGUGAGCAUGGUCGACAUUGAUGGCGUCGUGGACUUCGACUGGAGCGUGGCAACGACAACGACGACGGGCACAUCGGCAUCUUUGACACGCGCGAGCUCGUGCUCGCAACUCUUGCGGCCAAAGGCGUCCCUCGCGACGAUGCACCAGAUCGUGAUGGCGCUCGAUGACGUGGCGCUCUCGGCCGCUCUCCUACAUGUGAUCGCGAUCCGAGCGGAGCUUUUAUGGACCAGUGAAACGCAAUUCAUUCACGGCCUCUUGGCCAAGCAUGGCUGGUUGCCGCUGCAGUCGUCGAUGCUCGUGUUUGUUGAGCGCUGGGCGAAAGUCAGACCCAAGGAAGUGAUACAGCUGCUCACGAGCUUGGCCGGCCUUGACACCGAGUCGCCUGUAUGUCCGCCACUGUGUCAACCGUUUGAAGCCGAGCUCUUCAAGCGCUGCUUCGAUGUGGUGUUGAAGACGCCUGGUCUCUUUUCGAAGAGAAAAGACUUGCUGCUCCGUGGCCCUGCAUUUGUCAAGGGUCUCUGCUUGCUCGAGCACUACGUGAAAACGACGGCGCCGGAGCUCCAAGAUGCCAACUAUACAAGUCGACGCCUGCCGCCGAUCCUCGUCAGUGCUGUCGACGCCUUCCUCUUUGCCUACCCAUCUCUCGCCAGCUUGUUCUGCUCCUCGGCCGUGUGGCACCCGCUCAAGGACCUUGGUGUCGGGCUGGCGUCGGCCGUGCGCUGCCAACCGGAGUUGCCACUUCCACCGGCCAUGAUUGACAACGUCCUCGCAGCCAUGCAAGCACCCAUGACGCCGCGCCUCAAGAUUCGAAUGGCGCACCAACAAGCCGACAUUGCCGCCGCGGUGCUCGUCUUGGCGAGUCUCUCGCAGCGUCUUGACGCAGCACUCUUUGACAUUUUGGUCGACAUUUAUGGGCUUCGACUGCUCCCGAUUGUCGCCUCGAUCGCCUCGCAGCUGCCGGACGAUGCGAUCGUGGGCCAGCUCGUCACUGCGUACAUUGACAGCUCGGUAGACACGCUCGUCGACGAGUGGUCCAAGUGGCCCGAGCCGUUGAACCGUCAAACGUACACCGGUCGGUACAUGGAAGCAACGUACACGUUUGGCGCCGACAUCGUUGUCAGCGCCGUGGAUCUCUUGCUUCGCUUUGCGCCCGACACGGCGCUUGCCUGCGUCUCUCGUCUGAUUGUGACGACCAUCAUUGAUCGAUUCGCCGCGGUGCCAGUGCUGCCCCAUAUUGUCAACUUUGCAACGCCAUCGCCACCCGAUCUCGACCCGGCCCAUUGCAACCAGUGCAACGAAGCGCAUUGGUUCUUGGCGCAAGCGGACGAAGCGUCGGUGACGCUGUGCAGCCGCGGCGUCUGCCCCCAUCUCGUACGCGUCGUCACCGCAGACAUCGCGCGGCUUCGCAUCGAAAAGAGUGCCACGGAUCAUCGCCUUGAGAAGGUGCGCCAGCCCGGUCAAGUCUCCGAGGUCGAGUGGCGUGCGCACCAAGACACGAUGCAGGACUACCUUCGCGCGGCUGAAUGCGUCGAGAUCUUGAGAUGCCAAGGAGGGUACGAGCAGGAAGAUACAACAGACGAAUCGAAGACACACCCUGCCAAGUGCAUGCGUCGGGCGUAG
Messenger RNA from Saprolegnia parasitica CBS 223.65, 2550 nucleotides. RefSeq lists its product as hypothetical. NCBI's taxonomy places the organism in Eukaryota, Oomycota, Saprolegniomycetes, Saprolegniales, Saprolegniaceae. The coding region runs from base 1 to 2550 and encodes 849 amino acids. The record is from RefSeq and is a predicted model, not a curated record. The transcript is spliced from 4 exons.